AACGGCGGCUCCGUUUACCCGGUUUACCUCGCGAGAUCGCCAUGUUUACUUGGAAGAAGCCCCGCGGAGUGCGGACGUUCGCAUCGAGGGAGACGCGAGUUCGCCGCUCGGCGCGUGAAAAAUAACGGCGGAGUGGCUUCCUCUCGGCACCCGCGACGGGACCGGCGAUGAAGAGCGACGGACCGUCGCUCUAGCGAGCCGGUUGCUCGUCGCCACGCGGAUGAACCGGUCGUGAGUUCGGCUAACCUCUCGGGGCGUCGCGCGACAACAAGCAAGGGCGAUAUGGCGCCGCGCAGGGAGGCGAGACCUAACCUCAACGCCGGCAGGUCCUCGAGGAGGGGCAACAAGGGCUGGCUGGAGAACUAUCUGGAUUGGCGGCAGCUCGCCGCCCUCCUCACCGACCCGCGCAAGCUGACGCUAGUGGCGAAGCUGAUCGUCGCCCUGGAGAUCGUCCUGAACGUGCUGGUAAUCCAGACGGUGCCGUACACCGAGAUCGACUGGCGGGCCUACAUGCAGGAGGUCGAGGGCUUCCUCAACGGCACGACGGACUACACGAGGCUGCGCGGCGACACCGGGCCGCUGGUUUACCCCGCCGGCUUCGUCUACGUUUUCUCCGCGCUCUACUACGUGACGUCGCGCGGCGUCGACGUCAGGACGGCGCAGUACCUCUUCGCGGCGCUGUACGUGGCGACGCUGACGCUGGUCUUCCGGAUCUACGCGCGGACCAAGAAGGUGCCACCCUACGUGCUCAUCCUGAUGUGCUGCACCUCCUACAGGAUACACUCGAUAUUUGUCCUGAGGCUCUUCAACGACCCGGUGGCGAUGGCGCUGCUGUACGCGUCUAUUAACGCGUUUCUCGACAAUCGCUGGUACCUGGGCAGCGUGCUGUACAGCCUCGCGGUGUCCGUCAAGAUGAACAUCCUGCUGUUCGCCCCGGCGCUUCUCGUCGCCUACCUGUGCACCCUGGGGAUGCUCAAAACGCUGGCGCACCUGUCCGUCUGCGCGUCGAUACAGCUGCUUCUCGGUCUUCCGUUCUUGCUGGAGAAUCCCCUCGCUUACAUAAAGGGCGCCUUCGAUCUGGGUAGAAUUUUCGAGUUCAGGUGGACCGUCAACUGGAGAUUCCUGCCCGAGGAGGUGUUCGUGCAUCCGUACCUGCACGUCUCCCUGUUGCUUCUGCACAUGCUGACGCUGCUCUACUGCGCGCCCGUCUGGAUCACCUAUGUCAAGUCGUACGCGAAACUCAAGCACCUGGGGAAGGAACUGAAGCCUCAGCUGCGUAAGAAAGAGAAGGUGGACACGUCCACUGUGAGCCAGCUGCUCGUCUAUCCCCUUUUCGUCGCCAACUUGAUCGGCAUUACGUUCAGCAGGUCGUUGCACUAUCAGUUCUACAUAUGGUACUACCACACGUUGCCGUACCUCGCUUGGUGCACCGACUACAAGACCGUCCUCAAGCUGACCGUCCUAGGCGUGAUAGAAUUGUGCUGGAACACGUAUCCGAGCACGGUGUUCAGCAGCGUGGCGUUGCAUCUGUGCCAUAUAAUUCUGCUGUACGGCAUCCUGAGAAACAGGUCGAAUAACGCGAAAGAUAAAUGAACUAUGUCGCGUCACUUGUCCCAGUCAUACUCCUCCGUAAUCUAUGUAUCGAAUACAUAGGGUGUCGUUGUGUGUCUCCACCCCGACUCGUGCACGAGACACGCGAGGUGUUUCUCUAUUCACGAUUUACAUAGGGUUGUUUGAGAUUGCAUCUAGAGAAACGGGCAACUGUGUAUGUAUACGCAAUAUCGUUUUAUGUAUGGAAUAAAUUGUGAAUAGCGUCGCAUCUGGUU
Messenger RNA from Vollenhovia emeryi, 1826 nucleotides. RefSeq names its product lethal(2)neighbour of Tid protein (gene Alg3). Gene Ontology annotation, cellular component: endoplasmic reticulum. The transcript has 2 exons. Gene Ontology annotation, molecular function: dol-P-Man:Man(5)GlcNAc(2)-PP-Dol alpha-1,3-mannosyltransferase activity. Bases 283 to 1593 code for a protein of 436 amino acids. Lineage: Eukaryota; Metazoa; Arthropoda; Insecta; Hymenoptera; Formicidae. The record is from RefSeq and is a predicted model, not a curated record.